AUGGAUCUUGCACUGCCCUCCAGCCUUGGGAUGCGUGUUAUGAAUACAACAGGGCAGAUGCAUAUUACUCCUGGGAGACCAGCCUACUACUCACUCCCAGGGAUCGUGAAGCUGGCUGCAGUCCUUUGCCCAGAUACCAAUGCCCUGCUUAAUACCAGUGUGCCUGCUUACUUGGUGUCCCUCCCCAGGUCUGGCACCAGUGACCCCUACUGCAUUGUCAAAGUAGACAACGAAGUGGUAGCCAGGACUGCUACCGUGUGGAAGAAUCUGAAUCCCUUCUGGGGGGAGGAAUACACCCUGCACCUGCCCAUGGGCUUCCACAGUCUCGCCUUCUACGUGCUGGAUGAGGACACCAUCGGGCAUGAUGAUGUCAUUGGCAAAAUCUCUCUCAGUAGAGAAUGGAUUUCAUCUCACCCGCGCGGGAUUGACAACUGGAUCAACCUGACCCGUGUGGAGCCCAAUGAAGAGGUGCAGGGCGAGAUUUGCCUGGAGCUGAAGGUGCGAGAGGCGCCGCAGAGGAGGAUUCUGCACUGCCAUGUGAUUGAGGCCAGAGAUCUGGCCCCGCGGGACAUCUCCGGUACCUCAGACCCCUUUGUGCGAGUGUCCUAUGAUGGCCACACCUUGGAGACGGCGAUCAUUAAGAAGACUCGUUUUCCACACUGGGAUGAGGUGCUGGAGUUUGACCUGGAGGAGGGGGUGCCCGGGAAGGAGCCGAAGGGGUCCCUUGUGAGCGUGGAGGUGUGGGACUGGGACAUGGUGGGAAAGAAUGACUUCCUGGGACAGAUUGAGUUCUCUCUGGCUGCCCUUCAGCGAUCCCCUGCCAAAGGCUGGUUCAGGCUCCUGCCCUUCCCCACCACUGAGGAGGAUGCUGGAGGGAAGCUGGGGGCUCUGCGGCUGAAAGUCCGACUGGCUGAGGACAGGAUCCUGCCCUCCAUGUACUACCAGCCCCUGAUUGAGCUCCUGGUGGAAUCUAUCCUGUGCCCUGCUGAGGAGGACGUCAGCCCGCUGGCCUUGCUGGAGGAGAUCAGCUCGGUGGAGAGCCGGCAGGAUGUGGCCACGAAGCUGGUGAAGAUCUUCCUAGGACAGGGCCUGGCGGUGCCCUUCCUGGACUACCUCAACCUGCGAGAGGUGACGAAGACCACUCCUGCUGCCUCCACCCCCACUUGGUCCCCUGGAGUCCAUCUGUUCCCUGCUGCCGGCACCUCUCAGCCUCUCUGGCCAAGGGGCUGCGGCUGGGAGUGGCUGGGCAGCCGCUUUGCACACAUCCCCCUGUCAUGCCAUGUGGAAAUGCAACAUGGUCCAGGGCUCAGCUGCAUCAUGAAUCCAUUUAUGGAGCAGUUUAUGAAGGUGGUCGGAAUGCCCUAUCUGCACGAGGUUCUGAAGCCAAUCGUAAACCGCAUCUUUGAGGAGAAGAAGUAUGUUGAGUUGGAUCCCUGUAAAAUUGAGCUGAACCGGACCAGGAGGAUUUCCUUCAAGGGCUCUCUGUCCGAGGCCCAGGUGCGGGAGAGCAGCCAGGAACUUCUCAAGGGCUACCUGAGUGACAUCAUGGAGUCCAUCAUCGGCUCGGUGGAGAAAUGCCCCCCUACCAUGAGGGUGGCCUUCAAGCAGCUGCACAAGCGGGUAGCGGAGCAGUUUCCAGAGGCGGAGCAUGAGGAUGUGAAGUACAUUGCCAUCAGUGGGUUCCUAUUUCUCCGCUUCUUUGCUCCUGCCAUCUUGACACCAAAGCUGUUCAACCUCCGCGACCAGCAUGCUGACACCCGGACCAGUCGUACGCUUUUGCUGCUGGCCAAGGUACCCAACAGGAAAGAGGGCUGGGAGAGGGGAGGAACCUCCAGCUUUGUGCUGUUUGACUCCUUGCCUGAUCCCUGCAUGGGGUUCUGGAACACGCCUCAGAUAGCACCUCUCCUAGUGGAGCAACCCACCAAGGCAAAAGAAGCCCAGGUCUCCUGGGCCAGGUUCUCAGCUGGUGCAACUCCACAUUGGUUUCAGUGGAGCUAUGCCAGUUUGGAGAUCUGGCCAGGGUGUCCUUGGGGUCACGUGGUGACUUCGGGCGAGGCCCAGCCCCGGACGCUGUUCCACCCUUCGCUCACCAUCAAGGAGGGCUACUUGCACAAGCACAAGGCUGAGGGACUCCACCUGCUUCCGCGCUUCACCUUCCAAAAACGCUACUUCUGGCUGAGCAGUGAGGCCCUGUCCUACUUAACCAGGGCAGGGUCUCAGAGGGAGGCACGCUGGGGAAGGGGCCUGAGCCCCAGCCACCCCCCGUGCAGGCCACACUGGUGCAGCACGUGGGCUGGGGGAAGGUAUGGAGGCCAUGCAGCCCCAAGCAGCUGGGCCCUGGGAGCCACCCGCUCUGCAGCCAGGCCCUUGUACCCUGAGCCUGCCUGGCAGCCCCCCAGGGCUCUUUGCGAGAGUCUUUUCUGUCUUGCCCCAGCGUGCGGCUGCAGCCGGACUCACUCUGCCGUGACCCUGGGGGAUUGGAGCGACCCCCUCGACCCGGAUGCCGAGGCCCAGAUGGUGUACGGGCAGCUCUUGCUGGCACGGGACAGACUCAGGUCAGGCCAGGCCAGGGGCAGGGCCAUGGUGGGGAGGCCGUGGCCGUUGCUCCAGAGGGGGCUUGUGUAGAGCAGAGGCCACUCCGUGUUUGGUUGGGAUUGGCAGCAGGGAGGGGCGCUGAGUCCCACUCGGGGGUGGCUCUGGCACCCUGAGCUCUCCCUCCCCUUUGCAAGCAGGGACACUGUUUGCCUCUUUCCAGCCAUUCAGGGACUCCCUGAUCACACGCGGUUUUAGAGGUAACGCCAAUGGCUCUAGUCACACCAGCCAACUCUCGGCGCCCUGGGCCCAGGGACUUGUGCACGUCCAGCCCUGAACCUCCCAAAUCGCUCCCCUGGAGAGAGGCCUGUAAGGGACAGUGCCUCGUAGUCAGCAGCUGAGCUUCCUCCCAUAGGCCAAGAGAUUCGCCCUGCGGCAAGGGCGGGGGAGGGCGUUUCCUCCAGUCCGGCUGGGAGCCAUCGUCCUCGGUCGGGGCUCCUGCCCGUAGCAUCUGCUGCAGAAGGAGCUUUGUCUGCCGGGGA
Pelodiscus sinensis (Chinese soft-shelled turtle) is the source of this 3074-nucleotide messenger RNA. NCBI's taxonomy places the organism in Eukaryota, Metazoa, Chordata, Testudines, Trionychidae. The record is from RefSeq and is a predicted model, not a curated record.